Molecule: messenger RNA, 477 nt
Organism: Lathyrus oleraceus (garden pea)
Lineage: Eukaryota; Viridiplantae; Streptophyta; Magnoliopsida; Fabales; Fabaceae
Exons: 2
Coding region: 1-477 (158 amino acids)
Source: RefSeq, a predicted model, not a curated record
AUGGUAGCACAAAUUUAUGUUGAUGACAUUGUGUUUGGAGGAAUUUCAGACUCGAUGGUGGAACAUUUUGUCCAACAAAUAAAGUCUGGGUUUGAGAUGAGUCUUGUAGGUGAACUCACUUUCUUUAUUGGUCUUCAAGUGAAGAAAAUGGAAGACAAUAUUUUUGUAUCUCAAAGCAAGUAUGCUAAGAGUAUAGAGAAUAAGUUUAGCCUUGACAAUGUUAUACACAAAAGAACUUUUGUUGCUACUCAUGUGAAAGUGAUCAAAAAUGAAAAUGGAGUUGAUGUAGAUCAAAUCCUAUAUAUAAGUAUGAUUGGAAGUAUGCUUUACCUCACAAUAAGCAUGCCUGACAUCACAUUUUAUGUUGGAUAUUGUGAUGUUGAUUGGGCUGUUGUAAGUGUUGAUGAUAGAAAUAACAUAUUUGGUGGAUGCGUCUUCCUUGGUAAUAACUUAAUCUCUUGGUUCUGCAAGAAGUAA